Colletotrichum karsti is the source of this 3138-nucleotide messenger RNA. RefSeq lists its product as uncharacterized. The record is from RefSeq and is a predicted model, not a curated record. The coding region runs from base 1 to 3138 and encodes 1045 amino acids. Lineage: Eukaryota; Fungi; Ascomycota; Sordariomycetes; Glomerellales; Glomerellaceae. The transcript has 3 exons.
AUGUCAGACACAGAGACUCCCGAGCAGUCAGGUUCCACGCCGACGCCUCAGCCGACGCCCAAGGCCAAGGGCAGAGGUAGGGGCCGUGGCAGGAAACCCGCCGCUCCUAAGAAGGAGGUCCCCAAACCCGCGCCCACGGCCGGCACUGGGCGACGCGGCAGGUUCAAGACCUUCAGCGACGACAAAGUCCAGGCCGCCUACGAGCGUCAACGCGAGCUCAAGGCUCAUUAUGCCAAUCUCGCCAAUGCCAUGAAGCCUGCGCUGCAAGACUUGGUCACGCGGUCUGUUAAGAGACUGACCCGUGACGACGACUACUAUCAGUCAGUGCCAGAGUUUGAAGUGGUCAGAAACCACCUCGAGGAGCGCCUCGCCUCCAGGGUGAGCGUCGCCGAGAGGAAACUCGCCAUCGAUCAGAAGAUGGUCAUCGGCGCCAAAGAGAUGCAGCGCCUCGCCGUGCAAGAGAUUUUCGAGAACGGACUUGAAGACCUCGAAGACAGAUUUUUGAAUGCCCAGAUCCAUCGCCUCGACAUUCUGGAGUAUCUUCACGAUCACGGCCUGCCGAUUGACCUCGUCGAUGGCGGCUGGAAUUACAAACCCAUCACCGACAAGGAAGCCUCAGAGUUUGGCGUCUACGAAGUCUACGUCGACGGCCAUCUCGUCCCUUACCCUCAGCUCAUCGAGGGAACAGAGGCAUACGCCCUUCGCCAGGCUGCUUGGGCCGAGCCUCAAAACAAAGAGCCCGCGGCAGCGCCCACCGCCGCCGCACCACGGACCAAGCGCAAGGCCAGGGAUCAGCCCGAUGGCCAGCCCGCCUCCAAGCGUACCGCCGGUGAUGUCGCGCCUGCUAACCACAUUGCGGGCAUCAUGUCGGCACAGCACGCUCAUGUCGAGGACGAGUCUAAUGAGAGCACGCCGGCUCCUGAGGGUCCGGUUGCCGCUGACCAAAGGGAACCUCCACUUCCUGCAAAGGCGUCAGAGCCGGAUGAGUACGGCUGCAGACAGGUCAACCGCCCAGCUGCCAAGAACGGUGCCAUGAUCGCCAACCGCAUUAUCGUGCCGCCUGCCUUCCAGUUCGACGACGACGAAAUUGGUUAUCGCGACUCAACAAAUUCCGCAAAGCAUGGUGCCACUGUCGCCAAGCGCGGCAAGUACUUUGCCAAACCCAACUCUAACACCUGGCAUUACGAUCCUCUUCUUGCUCGCUGGGAUGCUCGCCUCGUUGAAGACGAUGACAUGGAUAAGGAACUUGUCGAGAAACAUGGCGUUCAUCCCCGCUAUGGCUACUUCCUGCCCACCAGCAAGAACGAGGCCGAACCUCCCAAGCCGGAGGCAGAGGCCAUGCAACCCACUGUCUAUCUCACGCCCUCUGGCCUCACCAUUCACGCUUCUCGCUAUGUGCCCGCUGCCAAGGUUGAGUUUGCCAUUGAGGACAAGCCUUUCCAGGACCGCAUGGGCAGUUUACUCUCUGCUGUCUGCGACGAGUACGACAUCUCGGAGGAAGACAUCGAAGGAGAGGAGCUUAAGCAGCUCAAGGAGAUUUCGGCAGAAUACGCCGAGGAAAGAGCACUUGCCGAGUCGAUCAAGGAGUCCGAGAGCGUCGAGGAGACACCUGCUGGCUCGCCUCUCCCCUGCAACGAUUCUUCUCUCAACAUCGCUGGUCUCGACGACCUCGUUAGCGCUGCCGAAGCUGUUGAGAAAGAGGAGGCUGAUGCCCAAAUUGUCGAGGAGAUGCCACCCGUUGUCCAGCCACCCACGCCGGCCAGAACUACUACUCGCGCCUACGAUGCAAUUAGGGAUAUCUUUGGCAAUUCUGAGCCGGCCACGGAGUCUACGACGCCCGUCAUCCCCAGCGCGUCACUCGACACAUCUGCACUCAUGGCUCUCGCCGACGCUUCGACUGGUGAAUUACCCCCUCAACGCGUCGACGUCGUUAUGGAUGAUGCAAUUCCGAUGCACGAUGAUAUUCCUCCUCAUCAUAUGGAGCCCACCUACUCAAUGCAACCAGUGCAUGAUUCUCGGAUGCCGAUCCCCCCUCCGAGCAAUUCCUGGGUUGAACCUCGUCUUGCCUCCCCAGGCCCCGACAGUCACAUUCAUCCUUCUAUCGAGCACCAGAACCAGUUGCCUCCCGUUCGACCGGUGGAAAUGUCCCAGAUGAGGGCCUCGAUCGAGACUCCAAAUGACAACCGCCGACACACAAUGUACGCGGAGCACAACGCUCCCCCUCCUUACUACGAGCAGCAAAUGCCGCCUCCCCAGCAACAACAACAUUACCUGCCUGUGGACCCUAUGAUUGAUCCUCGCCUUUACUCUGCCCCAAUGGACGGUCAGCCGCCGGCUGGACAUCAUGAGUACCACAACGCCGCCUACAACCAACCCCAGCAACCUUACCCUGGCAUGCCGAUGCAGGGCGGACCGAUGGGACCUGGCCCUCAGCAAAUGCAGCCUGGCUCCUCGUCUCGAAUGCCCUUCACUAACCCUACCCAGGACAGGAGCUCGCCGUUGCCUCCUCUCCGCCCGUCUCGUGGACGGAAGAGCGCUCCUGCCGCACCGGAGAGCAUACCUCCUGAGCCUCAGCAGGUUCAACAACAGCCGCCGCCCCCGUUCAUGAACACCAACAGCGGCUCCUUCUACCCUCCGGGUCCCCCGAGGCCUUACCACAAUGGCUACACCACCGAGCAGCCCGGCAUGCCUAUGAUUCAACCGUACCCUCCGUACCAGAAUAUGCAAGGACCUCCCCCGCCUCAGCAAUCUUACGGUCACCCGGGCAUGUCUCCCACAAAUGCCGCCAUCGCUCCUGCCCAGAGUCCUCCUUCGCUGCAGUUUGUUCAACAGCAGCCCAACGAGCCACACACGAGAAGUCGAGCUGGUAGUGGCUCUUCGACGCCCAGCUCUGCCGGCAACAGCAGAUACCCAAAGCUGGCGCCUGCGCCGAUCCCUCCCCACCGGGUCGGAUGGCCUACUGGACCCGAGCUGCGGACGGUCCAGUACGACUACAAGGAGAACAUCAAGGACUACGCACCGACCGAACCCCCGCCGCGUCGUGCACCCAUCCAAAUCCGUGGCUGGAACAUCAACAACAACAAGGUUCAGCGCCAGCGACCUGAGGAGAACGGAGACGAGCGCCGGGGCUCUCGCUAG